GGAGCAAUAUCUUAAUCAUUCCACUGGAUGCACGACAAUUAUUGAUCACGAGUUUUUCAUUGUCUAAAUGGCGAAUUUGUUUUUUGGAUUAAGUUAAUUUCUCUAACAAACCUGCUCGGAGACGUCAGUCUUGUAUUGUAUUUGCAUGCUAAUGUUAAUUGGGUGGUAUACGUGGAUCGAUAGUAGCUUUAUCGCGUGAUCUGGGAUCAUAUAGAUGCACUUCAUAUUCUCUAUUAUCUUGGUGUUUGUAUAUUUACUGAAGGCUAAGUAUAUGUAGAUAGAAAAUUUAUAAACUUUUGUCUAUUGAAUAGUCAAUAGAAUAUAAAACGAUCAAAUUUUUGAUAUCUUUAUGCAUAUGAGAAUUAGAAUAUAAAACACUUGUUUGUGAAAAUACCAGCCUAGUCGCUUCCUAAUAACUGGAAAAAUUGAAUAAUUAUUCUAGAUUAGUCGUUGAAAAAGCUUUGAAAAUCAUCAAUGCACGAAUGACGUUUAAAUACCCUUUAUUUAGUUUUUAUACAGUAUACGCAUUUAACAUUAUAAAAAAUAAUUUAAAAAUUCUAGUUAUAAGUUAUGUUGCAAGGAAAGUGUUUUCAGGAGAAGUUUUGAACUAAUAUCUUCCAAAUAGACACACUUGUGUUUAUGUAUGUAAAUUUCUAUAUACAUAUAUACACAUAUAUUUGUAUGUUUAAAAUGUUUAUGUUCUAUUUUUGUCCUAUAACAUGUAAUCUGUGAGCUGACAUUCUAUACAUGAACAUGGCAAUAAUGUAUGUUAUACUUCAAUAGGUCGUAUAUGAUGGACAAAAGUUGGAUGACUGCUAAAAAGUUUUCUAGUGAAUAUGUACAAGGGGUUCGAUCAUUUAUGAAGUUUGUGGACGAACAUAUUGGCCAACAUUGUGACAUGAAGUGUCCUUGUACAUUUUGCUUGAACUCGUAUAUUAGAAGUAAAAAAGAAGUGCUUGAUCAUCUACUUAUUCGAGGGAUAGACGUUGAAUACACUAGGUGGAUUCAUCAUGGUGAAUGCUUUGAUUAUCAAGUUUCUCAUAGUGAUUCUGAUAAUGAUGAUGUGAAUGAGGAUGACGACUACACAAAUGGAGUGAAAGACUUGUUGGCCGAUCUUGGAAAUUUUUACGAACAUGCCGGUCGUUUUGACAAAGACCCUAACCCAAAUGAAAGCGAGGAAGAUGAAGAUAUACCUAUGACGUUUCUUGAGCUAUUAAAUAAGGCUGAACAAGAGCUUUAUCCAGGUUGCUCGAAGUUUUCAACUUUAUCUUUCAUCGUGCAUUUGCUUCACAUAAAAGUUUAUAAUAAGUGGAGCAAUAAGUCAUUUGACAUGAUGUUAACACUGCUGAAAAAGGCUUUACCUCAUGGUGAAACUCUUCCAAAAUCAUACUAUGAUGCGAAAAAAAUUUUAAACGACUUGGGUUUGGGAUACACUGCAAUCCAUGCAUGUAAGUAUGAUUGUGCUUUAUUCUGGAAAGACUAUGAAAAUUGUCAAGACUGUCCAGUUUGUGGUACUUCGAGAUGGAAAGUUAACAAUGGUAAGGGAAAGAAAAUUCCUCAUAAAAUAUUGCGCCACUUUCCUUUAAAGCCGAGGUUACAGAGGAUGUUUAUGUCACCGAAAAUAGCAGCAUAUAUGAGAUGGCAUUCGGACAAGCGAAUAAAUGAUGAGAAAGAGUUGAAACAUCCGGCAGAUGCAAGAACAUGGAAAAAAUUUGAUCAAGAGCAUCCUAAUUUUUCAAAAGAUGGCCGUAACGUUCGACUUGCUUUGGCAACUGACGGCUUCAACCCAUUUGGUACUAUGAGUAAUUCUUACAACAUGUGGCCCGUAAUUAUCAUUCCAUACAACUUGCCUCCUUGGAAAUGCAUGAAAAAAUCAUAUUUCAUCAUGUCAUUGCUCAUUCCUGGACCACAUCAGCCGGGUAAAGAUAUUGAUAUAUACCUACAACCGUUAGUUGAUGAAUUAAAAGACUUGUGGAAUGAAGGUGUGCAAACCUAUGAUGCGUUUUCUAAGAAGAAUUUUCAAAUGCAUGCUGCUCUUUUAUGGACAAUUAACGAUUUUCCUGCGUAUGGUUGUGUAUCUGGUUGGAGUACAAAGGGUUAUAUGGCAUGCCCAGUCUGUAAUAAACAUACAUGUUCCAAGAGAUUGAGAAGUAAAAUUUGUUAUAUGGGCCAUCGUCGAUACUUGCCUCGUGUUCAUAAAUGGCGAAAAAAUAAAAUAAAGUUUGACGGAAAAGAAGAAUUAAGCAUGGCACCAGAUGACUACUCAGGAAAUGAUAUAUCUCAACAAACGAUGCAUUUAAAAGGUGUUAAAGCUGGGAAACAUCCUCGUUUGAAGAAAAACAAGAGAGAUAAACAAGAUUUAAAUUGGACUAAGAGGAGCAUUCUUUUUGAAUUGCCUUAUUGGAAGACAAUACUGUUACGACACAAUCUUGAUGUCAUGCACAUUGAAAAAAAUAUCUGCGAUAAUAUUUUGGGGACGUUGUUGAAUAUGGAUAAGAAGACAAAAGAUACAUAUAAAGCAAGAAAAGAUUUGGAGGAUAUGAACAUUAGACAGGAAUUGCAUUUAAAGAAAAGAAAUGAUGGCAGAUAUGAUAUACCACCAGCAGCUUAUGCAAUGUCUAAGAAAGAAGGACAACAAUUUUGCGAAUUUCUUAAAGCACAAAAGUUUCCAGAUGGAUAUGCUUCUAAUAUAUCUCGUUGUGUAAAUGUGUCUGAAACUAAGUUAGUGGGUUUGAAAAGUCAUGAUUGUCACGUUCUCUUGCAACGAUUACUUCCAUAUGGCAUUCGUGGAUGUUUGAGCAAAGACAUAUGCGUUGCAAUACUUGAGUUAGGGGAUUUCUUUCAGAGGUUGUGUUGCAGAAAAUUGCUGGUAGAAGACGUAAAUAAAUUGGAAAAAGACAUCGUUGAGAUAUUAUGUAAGCUUGAAAUGAUUUUUCCACCAGCUUUUUUCGAUGUUAUGGUGCAUUUGGCUGUGCACCUACCACAUGAAGUAAUGUUAGGUGGACCAGUUCAAUACCGAUGGAUGUACCCUAUUGAAAGAUAUUUAGGUACACUAAAGGGUUAUGUGCGCAAUAAAGCUCGUCCAGAAGGUUCUAUUGCAGAAGCUUAUAUAGUCAAUGAAUGUUUGACAUUUUGCUCAAUGUACCUUGAUGGAAUUGAAACUUCUUUUAACAAAGAAGAAAGGAAUAUGGAUAUAGAAGUUGAUCGUAAGUUGUCCGUUUUCUCACAAAAGACACGAACAUUUGGAGCUAUAAAAUAUAGUGAGCCUCCUAGAGAAGAGGUAGAUUUGGCUCAUUGGUAUAUUUUGAAUAAUUGUGAAGAAAUGGAACAAUUUCACCUGAUGCACAAAGAGAUACUCAAGCAAGAAAGUAUCUUGAAUUUAGAAGAUAGACAUAAAGCGCAAUUUCCAGAGUGGUUUAAGCAUCACAUGGCGCAAAAGAAAUCACAAAAUCCAGAAGAAGACGUAGAUGAAUUGUAUGCAUUAGCAUGUGGACCUAGUAAAAUUGUGAACAAGUAUCCGGGUUGUAUUGUAAAUGGAGUACGAUUCCAUACCAAGGAGCGGGAUAGUCAUCGUACAACACAAAAUAGUGGUGUUAUGGUUGAAGGUUACCAUAAUAACACUGUCAUUGAUUUUUACGGCACCGUGAUUGAAAUAAUUGAGCUAGACUAUAUUAAAGACAAUCAUGUUAUUCUUUUUAAGGCACAGUGGUUUAAUCUUGGCAACAAGAAAUCUAUUAUACAUGAUGGGAAAAUCACUAGCAUCAAUAUCAGUCGUACUUGGUAUGAAGAUGACCCGUUUAUAUUUGCAUGUCAAACAAAACAAGUAUUCUAUCUUGAUGAUAUGAAAUUGGGCAAAUAUUGGAAAAUCGUAGUAAAAUUUCAGCAUCGCCACGUUUUCGACUCCUUAGAUAUGGAUGAUGGAGAUAUUAGGGAGGACGAUAAUGUCUACCAAGAAGAUGAAUCUUCACAACCUGCUAUAUCCAUUCAAGGUGAUUUAGUAGAGUUAGUGUCCCUUGAGAGAAAAGAUGUUGAUCCCGAAGUUGUUCAGGUUGAUAUAAUUCAAGACUUGGAAAGUUAUGCAGUUGAAGAUGAUGCUUAUGAAGAAGAUGAUACGUUGGAUAAUUAUUGUGACGUUGAGGAAGAAUUUCAAAUCAGCGAUGAUGAUAGUGACUUGGAAUGACUUAUAGCUAAGGCUUUUUAAGAUCAUUUAAAGUACAUUGUGAUAUGGUAGUAAGUUCAUUUAUAUUACCUUGUGAUAUGCUAGUAAGUAUAAAAUUGUAAAUGCGAAUAACUUAUAAGUUUGAAGUUCUGUUUUUAUGUCCCUGCAGCUUGUUGAAGUAUUGGAUUAAGUGAAAAUUUCUUCUCAUAUACGAUCUUCGGACUGGCUUUGGGUAUACGGCGCAGCUCACCAAGGUGGUAAAUCGAACUUCGAGAGAGUAGCAUUAGUUUUUUUGUCGAGACAUUAUCGCAUUAUCUAUUUUUAUGUAUUAUUUUGAAUACUACAAUAUUGCUACUUCAUUUUUUUUUCUAUU
This is a messenger RNA of Erythranthe guttata (spotted monkey flower), 4532 nucleotides long. The record is from RefSeq and is a predicted model, not a curated record. NCBI's taxonomy places the organism in Eukaryota, Viridiplantae, Streptophyta, Magnoliopsida, Lamiales, Phrymaceae.